UCGUUCUCACGCUCUAACUCGAAACAAGAUGGCGUCUCGUCACUCUCUGUCUUAGUGAGAAAGUGUGUGAGCUGCAGCAGUCCUGCUCCAGCAGAGCCUCUGUGUGUCUCAUAAAGUGUCUGAAGGGACUUUGUGCUCUUCAGCUUCUCCCUGAAGGUUUUAUCUCGGACUCCUCUCCUACACAGCUCGUGAAGUUAGCUUAGCAUGCUAGCUGCAGCACAGCGCUAGUCAGAGUGGACGUUUGAUGGAGAGCAAACGGUUUCUAACGGAGUGUGUGGAGAAAAAGUCUCUGACAUUCAGUCAAAAUGUGUAAAGUUCAAAUGCUGAGAGCGUUGGUGAAGCAGCGACUAACUGCGGCUGCUGAAGAGAUAUUUGUGCUGUUUGAAAGAACGAUAGCAGAGUACGAGGAGGAACUGUGUCGUUCAAAAGAGGAGAACGAGCGACAACGGAAACUACUGGACGCUGUGCUCAAGCCUCAGCUUCGGUUACACAGAGCAGACGUGCAGCAGCUGCUGCUGGUUAAAGAAGAGUUUCCCCCUGAGCAGCAGGAGUGGAGCUCCAGUCUGGACCAGGAGGACCCAGAGCCCCCCCCACACAUUAAAGAGGAGGAACUCUGGAGCUGUCAGGAGGGAGAGCAGCUUCAAGGGCUGGAGGAGGCUGAUAUCACCAAGUUCACAUUCACUCCUCUCCCUGUGAAGAGUGAAGAUGAUGAAGAGAAACCUCAGCCCUCACAGCUUCAUCAGAGACAAACUGAACACAUGGAAACAGGAGCUGAUGGAGAGGACUGUGGAGGACCAGAAACAGCCAGGAACUCAGAUCCAGAGACACAUUUACACCCAGACACUGAGGACAAGACUGGAGACUCUUCUGACACUGAUGACAGUGAGGAUUGGAAGGAGACCAGAGAACCUCCGUCAUGUUUAAACUCUCUGGGAAAUGAAGAAGUCCCUGUCAGUGAUUCCAGAAGUAGUGCUGGAGAGAAACCAUUCAGCUGCUCUGAGUGUGGGAAAAGAUUUGGCUUGAAGGGAGAUCUGAACAGACACAUCAGGAUUCACACAGGAGAGAAACCAUUCAGCUGCUCAGUCUGCGAUAAAAGAUUUUUGCUCAAGAAACAUUUGAAUAGACAUAUUGCAACUCAUACAGGAGAUAAAUCAUUUAGCUGCUCAAUUUGUAAAAAAGGUUUUGCACAGAGAGGAAAUUUACAGACACACAUGAGAACUCACACAGGAGAGAAACCUUUCAGCUGCUCAGUGUGCGGUAAAGGAUUCUCUCUAAAAGAAACCCUAGUAUGUCACUUGAGAACCCACACAGAGGAGAAACCAUUCAGCUGCACAAUCUGUAAGAAGUCUUUUAAACUGAGAAGUACUUUACAUACACACAUGAGAAUCCACACGGGAGAGAAACCUUUCAAUUGCUCAGUUUGUGAUAAAAGAUUUUUGCUCAGGGAUCAUCUGAAGACACACAUGAAAACUCACACAGGAGAGAAACCUUUCAGCUGCUCAGUGUGCUGUAAAGGGUUUUCUCGAAAGGAAAGCCUGGUUCGUCAUUUGAGAACCCACACAGAGGAGAAACCAUCCAGACCGCAGUGAUUGAUUAAGAAAGUAAUUGUUUUCACGUAACACUUUCUCUUUGAACAUAAUGUUCUUGUCGAUGAUCUUUUCCAGUCGGUCUAAAACUCCCACACGGUCAACUUUUUCUUUCACUGUUAUUUGUAAACUAAGCCGGUUUAAGUCGUAUUUAUCUGAGCGAUCUCAGUUUGUACAUGUUAACGAUGAAUCCUCCAGGCAAGACAAAGUCAGUCAUGGAGUCCCGCAAGGUUCUGUACUUGGACCUUUUCUAUUCACCUUUAUACAUGCAACAUAUAAACAUCGGCCACUGCUGAUAAAACAGAACGAUACCAGCAGAUACAUCUUUGACUCCAUCAAAAGCGACGUUGUAAAUGAAACACAUUCAUAUAGAAAUAAAAACGUAAAAGUAUAAACAUACAUACCAAUGUUGUUGCAUUUUUUUUAUAA
Cottoperca gobio is the source of this 2015-nucleotide messenger RNA. Its product is annotated as gastrula zinc finger protein XlCGF57.1-like. The record is from RefSeq and is a predicted model, not a curated record. Gene Ontology annotation, molecular function: DNA-binding transcription factor activity, RNA polymerase II-specific; RNA polymerase II transcription regulatory region sequence-specific DNA binding. The transcript has 2 exons. Gene Ontology annotation, cellular component: nucleus. Gene Ontology annotation, biological process: embryo development; regulation of transcription by RNA polymerase II. NCBI's taxonomy places the organism in Eukaryota, Metazoa, Chordata, Actinopteri, Perciformes, Bovichtidae. Bases 306 to 1589 code for a protein of 427 amino acids.